Phyllopteryx taeniolatus (common seadragon) is the source of this 2697-nucleotide messenger RNA. It is a transcript of the gene mfsd8l1, whose product is annotated as major facilitator superfamily domain containing 8-like 1. Gene Ontology annotation, molecular function: transmembrane transporter activity. The record is from RefSeq and is a predicted model, not a curated record. Gene Ontology annotation, biological process: transmembrane transport. NCBI's taxonomy places the organism in Eukaryota, Metazoa, Chordata, Actinopteri, Syngnathiformes, Syngnathidae. The transcript is spliced from 13 exons. The coding region runs from base 340 to 1911 and encodes 523 amino acids.
GUGAUGCUUUGGGAUUAAAAGACGCAGGAGUGGAGUGGGUGCUUGUGCAACCUUUUUCGCAUAUAUAGGCCGUCAUUUCUAUUUACUUGUCGGACUAUUCAAUACAACCAGGAUCAAACUUUAUAACUAAGAGGAGAACGAAAUGCUUUCCAACUGUAAGAGUACUUGUCCUCUGUCCUGUAGACACAUUACAUUAAAAAAAACGCACUUCGGGCUCUAAUAAACUGGAAGCAGCCCUUUGAGAAUUAUGUUCACCGUCGUUUUGUGGAGACGCUAACAUUUAAAUAUAGCUGCCGAAUAAUGAGGGUGAACAUUAAAAGUGUAUAGCAGCCCAUCACCAUGGAUAAUGGACGGAAAAAGAAGCUGACGUUUUUUACCAUUGGACUCAUCUUUCUGUUGAGCGGCGUGGAAUAUGCUGUGAUACUCCCCACUAUAUGGAGGUAUUUGCAAACAUUAGAGGCACCAACGUACUUCCUGGGUUUGACCCUAUCAGCAUUCAGCCUUAGCGGUCUCCUUUCGGGACCACUGUUUGGCCACUGGUCUGACAGAACGCGAACCACCAAAAAGAUUAUUUUGUUUGCCAACCUUUUUGAGAUUGUGGGUAACUUAAUGUACUUUAUGGGCUUUUCCAAGUGGUUCCUACUGUCAAGCAGACUCGUGGCAGGCAUUGGCACAGGUGCUGGCUCGUCCAUCUUCGGUUUCCUGACCAGAAGCACAGCCCCAGAAGAUCGCUCCACUGUGUUUGCCGCUGUCAUGGUGUGUCGACAAGUGGGCCUUCUGAUUGUCCAGGGGUUACCCUGCCUCCCGCCCAAAGUCUGCUGGGAUAGUUUCCAGCUAAUCGGUGACCCUGAACAAGAUGAGUGUCCAGCAUUUAACAUCUUCCUGAGACUGUGUGAUUUCCAUCUGGGUCCUUUUGUGGUCAAUAUAUACACUGCACCAGGGUUAUUCAUGUGUUUAUUGUGGAUUCUUCUUCAAUUGGCUGUGGUCUUCAUGUACUGGGAUCUCCCACCUCUGGAGAGAGGGAAGGACACUCUUAAAAAGCGCAGUGAGAUGGGAAAUGAACAAAGUAUAGAGAAAGAGGAAGCUGAGGAUGAGGAUGAUGAGGAGGUAAAGCCACUAAUGCGAUCUCAGGAGCUGGUGGGCUCCUACGGCUCUGUGGUCACCGCGGACUCUCAUAAGAAUCACACUACUGCAACUUCUGAUGCAACCUUGAAUCAAGUUGCCCCAUCUCCUGAGCCAUCAGUGUCCCGUGAGUCCUCCAGUCCCUUUAAGAACUUCAGUCUCUCACGAGAGUUCCUGAGAGAAGAAGUGGUUGUGCUGCUGGCUGCUCAAUUUAUCACCCUCUUUAAUCAAACAGCACUGGAGACCAUGGUGACACCACUGACCCAAAAGUAUUUCAACUACGGGGAAUUGGAGAACAGCCUCAUGUACUGUCUCUGCGGCGUGGAAGUGAUUACUGGCUUCCUAUUUGUGCGCUGGCUGAGCCGGCGUGUUGCUGAGCGAGUAAUUCUGGCUGUUGGCCUUAGCAUUUGCAACAUUUCCUGUGUGUGGUGCCUUAUCUUCCUGGCUAACCCGCUGGGUGGUUUCCCAUGGCGGCUGACAGAGUUUGUCAUAGGCGUGUUUCUGCAGGUUCUGGGUCUGCCGUUUAUAGCUGUUGCCCAGGUUUCCCUCUUCUCCAAAGUUACCUCUGAAAAAACACAAGGUUUUAGUCAGGGGGUGCGUCGCUCAGUUGGAGGUCUAGCGACCAUUCUGGGCCCUCUGUGGGCUGGUGGCCUCACUGACAACAUGUAUAUCAUGAUGGGUGUGAUGAUGGCACUGCUGGCACUCCUAACGAUGAUGCUUGCCUUCUCUUACAAGCGGCUGGUUGAACCUUCUCAAGAGGAAGAAGCAGAAAGCGGCGAUCUCUGUUAAUUUAGCUGCAAAGUGGGAGGUUCUGUUUUGAACCACAAGAUUCCUUGACGGUUCCAUUACCCCUGCCUCGUACCACAGGGCCCGGUCCUUCAACAUUUUUGCACACAAAUGAAGAUAAAAGGACUUAUUUGGUGAAUAUGUACAUUUCCCAUGGAAAUUUGGAGGCCAUCUGACAUUGUGUCCAAUUGUCAUCUUGUGUGCUCCAGCACUGACAAUAUUUAUUUCCUGAUUUAAAUUAUGGGUUGAAAAUAUAUAUAAUAGUUAUAUGUACAGUAUAUGACAUAUACUGUCUAUAUAACUGACGUAUUAACUGGUCAAUAUAGGAAUAGCAUAAACUACUGUCUUGCUUUCAAGGUGGCAUAACAACAACAACAAGGUUCUGGUUUUAGUGUAGUACAUAUACUAGCCACUAGUGGGCACACUUGGACUUCUAAAGUGGAUGACAAUUGAACUUCAUGCCUGCGAGUGUAAUUUUUUUUUUGGGGUGGGGGGGGGGGGGCAAACGGUUGUAUGUUCAGUUAAACGUAUUAGUGUAUUCAGUUAAUUGCCAAAGUAAACAAUUUAAUAAUUUCAAUAAGUCCAACAAAAUCCAAAAAUAUCAAAAGCAGAGAAAUUCAUUUGUUUUUAGCCAAAAUGUAUUUUUCUGAAUAGUCCUUUAUGAAUGUUGAUGAAACUUUCAGUGCUUUUGUUUUGUGUAGCUACCAAUUUUGAUAUAACUAACCUUGAUUGCUCUAAAUGUUUUUCAUUAAAACAUAAUGCUAUAAAUCAUUAAACUGUACAUGUUAA